AUAAAAUGAAAACAGUCGUUUUCUUUUACGAGGUGUUGACACAGUGUAAUCCAAUGACGUUGGUUUUUAUGGUAAAAUUCUCGCAACAAGUUUACAAAAAUUAACUCGUAAAUGAUAGGAAAUGAGUCUAGAAGAUCCAUUUUUUGUAGUUAAAGAUGAAGUGCUUCAAGCCGUAACUAAAACUAAAGCACUGUAUCAGAGGUGGUGCGAAGUUCAAAAGGAUUCUAAUCUCGUCAGUAAAGAAGAAAUAGAAUGGACUACUAACGAAUUACGAAAUAGUUUGAGAAGUAUUGGGUGGGAUGUGGAAGAUUUAGAAGAAACUAUUAGCAUCGUGGAAAACAAUCCCAAGAAAUUCAAACUCGAGGACGGAGAAAUCGACAGCCGAAAAGCCUUCAUCGUCCAGGUCCAGGCGGAAAUUCAAGUUAUGAGAGACAAAAUGUUCGAGAACAAAGAAAAGAAGACCAGGCAGGGCCUCUUAAGUUCGGGGUCGAGUCAAGCCAGGUACACCAGACUGCAGAACGAGAUCGAAAGUCCCCUGCAGCAUUUCGUCAACGACGCUCAACAGAAACAACAGGAGAUCAUCCACGUGCAAGACGAAGAACUGGACCAGAUACACGAGAGCGUGGGGACCUUGAAAACCAUGAGCAGGAAGAUCGGAAGCGAAUUGGAAGAGCAAUCGGCGAUGUUGGACGACCUGGGAUACGAAAUGGACAACACCGAAUCCAGGAUGGACGCCACCAUGAAGAAGUUGGCCAAGACCCUUCACCUGUCCAGUGACAGGAGGCAGUGGACGGCCAUCCUGGCGCUGUGCGUCGUCAUGGUGGUGGUGGUGGCGCUCUUCUUCAUCUUGUGACGAAGGAAUCUCCCGUCGACGUCCGAAUCCAGUUUUAUCCACCUUCCGCUUGUACAUAAAUUAUU
Centruroides sculpturatus (bark scorpion) is the source of this 918-nucleotide messenger RNA. Its product is annotated as syntaxin-6-like. The transcript has 8 exons. Gene Ontology annotation, cellular component: membrane. The coding region runs from base 122 to 853 and encodes 243 amino acids. NCBI's taxonomy places the organism in Eukaryota, Metazoa, Arthropoda, Arachnida, Scorpiones, Buthidae. Gene Ontology annotation, molecular function: SNAP receptor activity. The record is from RefSeq and is a predicted model, not a curated record. Gene Ontology annotation, biological process: intracellular protein transport; Golgi vesicle transport.